Molecule: messenger RNA, 877 nt
Organism: Paramecium octaurelia
Lineage: Eukaryota; Ciliophora; Oligohymenophorea; Peniculida; Parameciidae
Source: the annotation of a GenBank genome assembly
AUUAUCUAAUGGACUUGAACUAAUUAGAAUGUUUACUCUAGUAAUUGACAGAAGCUAAAGAUUAAAUUAUAAGUAUUUUAAUUCUUUACUUAAAGAGACUGCUAAUUAUUGUUCAUUUUAUCCUGAGAGUGCUUAAUAAAUUGCUUCGAUGAUUGAAAAUGAAUUCACUUAGACAAGGAAGGAUAAGAAAAGAAUAUUUUUAUUUUUAAUCCAUCAAAUUAUUUUAGAUGAGAGCUAAAAAAAGAGGUAAGAAAAUCCCUUUCUCAAAGCAUUUGGUGGAAAACUCAAAAAACUACUGGGAGAUUUUUGUAUAGUGGAUGACAUUAAGGAUUUGGAGAGUGCUUACACAAUGAUAAAGAGGUGGGAAAGAGAUCAAAUCUUCCAUCCUCAAUUUAUCCAAAAGUUGAGAUCCAUUCUUUAACCAAAAUAUGAUCAAUUAAAAUAACAAUAGGAAACCUUUAAUGCCUUAAACUAGACAGAUGCAUCGGCAAAUAAAGUAUUAUAACACAAUAUUUAAACAGUUUAAGUAUGGAAAUUAGUUUAUAAUAAUAGUAAAUCGAACAAUCACACAAAAUAUAUAAGCAUCUUCAAUAGUUAGCAGAUAUUGAUAGCAAGACUUUAGAAUUCAAUUGCAAUUAUGAUAAGUUCGACGAGAAGACAACAUCAAAUUAGGACUUGCAGGCUCUUAUUCAAGAAGGUGAGAUGUGCAGAGAGUAACUAAUCCAGGUAUUUGAUUGAUGUAUUCCAAUAGAGCAUUAUUCACUUGUAAUAAUACUAUAUUGAAAUGGCCGUCUAGGGAGAAAACUUAUAAUCUGAGUCUUACUAAGGAAUGUAAAAGAAGAUCGAUUAAUACAAGGAAAAGAAGAAAGAGUGGUGA